Messenger RNA from Theobroma cacao (cacao), 1264 nucleotides. The record is from RefSeq and is a predicted model, not a curated record. NCBI's taxonomy places the organism in Eukaryota, Viridiplantae, Streptophyta, Magnoliopsida, Malvales, Malvaceae.
UUAAGUCAAAGGCAAGUGAGACUUCUCCUUGAUGAGAUAACACAACAAAUAUCAAUCCAGAUCCGAACUUGCUCGUUUCUCCUUCUUUACUUCCCCCAUGGGAAAUCCUUCACAUUUUCUUCCAAGUUGCUUCAAAGUCUUUACGAAAACAGCAGGCCAUAGAAAAUCAGAAAUAGGUAAGGGAAAUGAAAAACACGCCAGGGUACAAUAUCCAACAGCUCUUCCUGAGGAAAUUUACCAUCAGCGUCAAUUUUCUCUAACCGAGAUCAAAGCUGCUACCAGCAAUUUUCAUCCAAAAUCUCUUAUCGCUGAAGGUUAUUUUGGAAACGUGUUCAAAGGGAUUGUUGAUGAUGGAAACUUGGUUGCUGUCAAACGCUUCAAUCCAGAUUCAGUACGAGAUGCACUCAAUGAGUUCCAAACCGAAGUGAAGUUGCUCUGCCAGCUGCGCCACCGACAUCUUGUGCCUCUAAUCGGGUACUGCAAUGAUAAGGACGAGAAGAUCGUUGUAUACGAACUCAUGAAAAACGGGUCACUCCGUGAUCAUCUCUAUGGUUCUAAUUAUGAUCCACUGCCAUGGAAGCAGAGGCUAGAGAUAUGUAUUGGUGCAGCUCGUGGAUUACAUUACCUUCAUACUGGAGCAAAGCAUGCAGUAAUUCACCGUAACGUCACGAGCAAGAGUAUUCUUUUGGACGACAAAUGGGUUGGUAAGGUUUCUAAUUUAGCUCUGUCCAAGAUGCGUUCACAACCUUCAUACUCUAGCACGUCAAAAGCUUUGAAAAAAAUGAACUCAGAACGAGUGAUGGGUACUUUCGGUUAUCUGGCUCCAGAGUAUGCCAUUCAUGGUGACUUUUCAGAAAAAUGUGAUGUGUACUCAUUUGGAGUUGUUUUAUUUGAAGUUUUGUGUGCUGGAGAGGUGGUUGAUCCAACAUUGGACGAGUAUGAACUACGUCUACCUGAUUGGGUCCGUCACUGUAUAGGCAAAGGAACCAUUUAUAAUAUAAUUGACCCACAUCUAAAAGGGGAGAUAGCUCCAGAGUGUUUCAAAAUAUUCGUGGAUAUCGCUUAUUGUUGUAUCAGUGAGAAGGGGGAUACACGGCCUGAGAUGGGUGAAGUGGAGCUAAUGUUAGAGCUUGCAUUGGAGAUGCAAGAGAAAGCAGAUUCCCAAAUGAGGGAUAUUGAUCCUCAUAGUGAAUGUAUGUAUAGAGAAAUAUCAUUUUCUACAUCUGUUUCUGACCACAGUUUAUGAUAUUGAUACCAGUUUAAA